UUUUUUAACGGUUGCGUGUGUAAAGUUAGUGACCUUAGAGUGAAGCAUGAUUUAACCGUGAGGAAAACUGCAUUUGAGUUAGGAAUCGAAAUCGGAUCGAAUCGUAGCAGGCCCAGACAGCAUUAGCAAUGCCUUGGAGACUGUCACCAUUCACUUUUUGAAUCGAACCAGACUAGAACACUUGGCUUAAUUACACAAGCGAUUCUAGGCUAAAAUUUAACAACAAAUUGACAUUAUUCUUGAUCCGUUUUUGUCAACUUGUUACGGAAAUUAUUCAUUCUUGUUUUGGGAGUCUAAAAGGGGUUUCGGGAUGAACGAACGCCGUGUUUUCUGCACGAAUGCUGAGACCAUGGGUCAGUCCACAUCGCCGCCAUCUACGCCGCGCGGCCCUCCACCCUCGGCCCAAUUCGAACAGCAUCAGCAGCAAAAACAGGAGGAAAAGUAUGAACAGCAGUCAAGAGUACAAGAUGCAAAUCAAACUGUGCAGCAGCCUAAAGAGCUGACAAAGGAUGAACAGCAGCCAUCACAAUCACCAAAGCCGCCACAAUCGGUGGAAAACGAACUGCCGUACCUAUGCAGUCAGUUUGCUGCGACCAACUUGGCGGUUGGUGGAUGUGAGACGACUGUUGAACAACACAAACACAAUUCCAGAUCGACGCCCAUAACUACGGAACACUAUCGCAAUCAGCUGCAGAAGCUGCGCAGCAUUUGCGGCCAUGCGGCCAUUAUGAACUUUGAGCUGAAUAACAUAUUCCUUAAGCGACUCGAGGAGAUCGACUGCCUGGAUGAGCAAUGCGGCGGCGAUUCGCUGCGUCUGGUCACAUUUCAAGAUUGGGUCGAUCUGCUGCUGCAUGUGAACUACAUUAUCUUUGGCAAUAUGUCCGCCAUGGAGGUGGAGGCUUACGAGAAGAUCAUGAACUGUUUUCAGUCGGUGCGCGGUGAGCAGCAACAGGCCCAGAAUGAGAAUCGUAAGCUGCGCAAGGAUAUGUGCGCCAUUAUCAAGCUGGUUCAGCAGGCUUUCCAUCACAACACCUGGAACACGAAUGACAUAUGCUUGGAAACGUUGACAGUCAAUCAGCUAUUGGGCAUACAGGUGGAUCAGACACGUCCGGAGAGCGAAACCGAGAAGGUAACCAAAGACAUGAAUUCUCUGGCCAAUGAGAUGGCCGCCAAGCACGACGAGGUUUGCCGCCUGCAGGCCCAGAUUUGUACCCUCGACGAGGUGGUCCAAACGGCGCGGCAGAAGCUCAUUCUCAAAGACCAAUGCAUAGCGCAGCUCAAUCAACAGUUGGCGGAACUACAAGAUUGCAUGGCAAAUAUGACACAGGAUGUGAACAGCAAGUCCAGACUAGUUGAGCAGUAUGAGGAGGUCUUCGAUACGAUGGACUGCAGCAGCUGUUUGUUUGACAACAUCAACGAGAAGGAUCAGCAGGCGAACCAGCUGAUGCGCCUGCUCAAUAAGGAGCUGACGGAGUUCAUGGAUCUCUUAAGUGCCAAGGACAUUCAGGUCAUGGAGUGUAGGCGAAAGCAGCUCUCCUGCAUCUUCGAGAGAAUUAACUCUGAUCGCAGCGAAACACUUGGCGAAUUGGAAAACUUGCGCGCACAGCUGCGAUCAUUGGAUGGCAAUAUAGACGAGCUGGAAGUGCCGUCUUGCUGCGACACUCAGCGAUCCGAAGAUAAUUAUGAUAAUCAGCUAAUCGAUGGACUGCGUCGGCGAUUAAAGACGAUCAACGAGGUCAACAAGCAGCUGAACAGCAGGUGCCAACAGGCGGAAGCCCAACAACGAUUUGAGCUUAUGAAUAUCCGCUGCGCUUUCGAAGCUGAGAAAGAAAUCAAUGCGAAAAAUAGCAAAGCCUUGAAAGAAAUAGCUGAUCUACUCUCCAAGCUGCGCUGCUCUGAUCUGUCAUAUGAGGAAAUCUAUACUGAAAAAUCUACAGAGAAUCCAUUUUGUAUAGCCAUCAUGGAAAUGUAUGAGAAGUUAAACGAGCUGGAGAACAGUAAGGAGGAGGAGAACCUGCAAUUAUUCAACGAUCGACUGGUUUGCCAAAUCGAAAGUCUGCGGAAGACUUUGAUGGUACGUGAACAGGAAAUCGAGCAACUGCGUUUUACUCUAACAGGUUAUAUCGAUUUAAAAGAGACUAACAGACUCCAGGAUGAAAUUGUAGCACUGAAGCAAAAAAAUUGUGAACAGUCACAGAAAGUUCUGGAAAUUGCUAGUUUGCUCAAAGCUCAGGAGGACGAGCGACAGAAGAUAAUGAAAAACAAUGAAUCAGCGAUGGAAAUGUAUGAGAAGCAACAUAAGGAACUGCGUCGAGCGAAUCGUGAUGUGCAGUGCCUGCAGGACCGCUUGAGCCUGUUGGAGAAGAAUCAGGAGGAGCUUAAAACAGAGCGGAAUAUGCUGCGCGAGCAGGUCUCUGCCCUGAAGGAGAAGGACGCCGAGUGGAGUGGAAAAGAUCGAGCGUUGUGCAAUCAGCUGAGAUACCGAGAUCAGGAGCUUAAGAAAUCACGUAGUUUGCUGGACCGUUUGUAUAAGGCGAACGAGGAUAUGCGUCUUGAAAUGCGCGCCGUUGCCAGCGAAUGUAAACAGAUGCAGCUCAAGCUGAAACAGCAGACGAACGUAAAUGAGCAGCAGAAACAGAUCAUUGAGUCGUUCCGCAAAUGGAAGGAUGCACAGAUUCGAUCGGAUGAUGCCAUGCGUCAAUGCAUCCAGCGCGCCGAGGAGCACAUCAGCCUAUUGCUGGAGGAGAAUCAACGUCUGUGCGAGGAAUACCGGCGCCUUUAUAGCCGCUAUGAGACAUAUCCUUCUAACCAACAGCAACCAGACGGUGAGGUAUCCAGUGGUCGGACGGAGAACGACGAAAUGAGUGAUCGUUUGAGGUUUAUGUCAAGUACGGCACAGCGCCUCUCUGCACAGUGCCAAGCACUGAAAAGUAAUUCGCUGGAUUUGUCCAUAAUUAAAUCCAUGCGAGCCGAUGAACAUUUGGAACCCGAAACAGACGUGUGUUAG
Molecule: messenger RNA, 3007 nt
Organism: Drosophila hydei
Lineage: Eukaryota; Metazoa; Arthropoda; Insecta; Diptera; Drosophilidae
Product: golgin subfamily A member 6-like protein 1
Exons: 12
Coding region: 311-3007 (898 amino acids)
Source: RefSeq, a predicted model, not a curated record